GGGAGAGCGGAUAUAGUGAACGCAGGGUCCGGGGAGAGCGGAUAUAGUGAAUGCAGGGUCCAAGGAGACCGGAUAUAGUGAAUGCAGGGUCCGGGGAGACCGGAUAUAGUGAAUGCAGGGGUCCGGGGAGAGCAGAUAUAGUGAAUGCAGGGUCCGGGGAGAGCGGAUAUAGUGAAUGCAGGGUCCGGGGAAACCGGAUAUAGUGAAUGCGGGGUCCGGGGAAACCGGAUAUAGUGAAUGCAGGGUCCGGGGAGAGCGGAUAUAGUGAAUGCAGGGUCUGG
Molecule: messenger RNA, 281 nt
Organism: Staurois parvus
Lineage: Eukaryota; Metazoa; Chordata; Amphibia; Anura; Ranidae
Source: the annotation of a GenBank genome assembly